AUGGAUCUCGUCGAGGAAGAUUACGACGAAUGGGGGUACGAACACGAGGAGGAAGAUGAAGACGGAGCUGAAGAGGAACAUUUCCCGAUUGGCUACACAAUCGAGUUCUCGCCUGAAGAUCGGGCAGAUCUCGAUGUGGAUGGUGAUGCUGGACAAGCGCCUCGGGGCGGAUUGGGCUCUCAGGCCCUGCCGGUGUCGGAUACGCUGAGGGCUGAUUGGGAUGGAGUGCCUACCGAUGGGGCCGAAUAUCUUUUUACUGUACGACGCGAAGCUAGAGCUAGACCCAGGGUUGUUGCAAAAGAGAAUCCGUACAAAUUACCCAACCGUUCCCUACCUCCCCCCGCACGGGUCGAAUGUUCUCGGUCGGGUCCAAGUGAUACAUGGAGAAAGAAAUUUCUCGAUAGGUUUAUGAACAUGCGUCAAAGCCUGCAAGCCCAAGAGCCGUGGCAUUGGGAUCUUGCUGACGACUUUCGUCGACCGCCACCCGACAAUGACGAAUCUAACUGGAAGAUUUUCAUUUCGGGCAAGAGGACGAAUCUGAAAGAUCACCCACCCAGAGUUCCCAUACCAUUGUUCCUGAAAGCCUUGGAACAGGCGACUGUUAUCGCAGUACUGAAUCACUAUCAAACUUGGAUACAAGAACGGAUCAAAGCCCUCGCAACCAUGGUCGAACACAACAGUGAUACCGAACUGCAGAGCAAUACUGAAGAUGCACCUGAAUCUCAAGAGAUCAUUCUACUAUCGCCCUCCGAUGGGGCUUGGUUGAUUGGCCUACUAGCCGUACUGGAUGCCGUUUUGACUUCAGAAGAUGUCUUCAAGCUGCGCGAACUCGCUCGGAGCUGCAAACACGUUAUCCGUAUCACGAACGCGGCCCUCGAACUGACUCAGAACAGUUCGGCCGAGCAAGAAGCAGGGGUGGCCUGGAUGGUCAUCGCCGCGGUGGCUGACGUCUGGGGACAGAAGGACCUGUGGGAUGAGUAA
Molecule: messenger RNA, 981 nt
Organism: Puccinia triticina
Lineage: Eukaryota; Fungi; Basidiomycota; Pucciniomycetes; Pucciniales; Pucciniaceae
Exons: 4
Coding region: 1-981 (326 amino acids)
Biological process (GO): spliceosomal snRNP assembly
Cellular component (GO): nucleus; SMN complex
Source: RefSeq, a predicted model, not a curated record